Malassezia vespertilionis is the source of this 2013-nucleotide messenger RNA. RefSeq lists its product as uncharacterized. The transcript has a single exon. Gene Ontology annotation, molecular function: protein binding. The record is from RefSeq and is a predicted model, not a curated record. NCBI's taxonomy places the organism in Eukaryota, Fungi, Basidiomycota, Malasseziomycetes, Malasseziales, Malasseziaceae. Bases 1 to 2013 code for a protein of 670 amino acids.
AUGAACCCCUACUUGUCUCACAUGGAAACAACAAAUACUGCUCUCUACGGCAGCACUGGUACCAAGCCGUACUGGGAGUCGCCUAUACCUGGUCGGCAGCCUCCGGUCGAUGCGCCUUCUUCUUUGCCGGCCAUGAUGCAUACCAUGCAUUUGCACGAGCCCAGCACCAUGCGUGCGCCGGACUGGUCUCCGGAUACACAGCAAUGGAUUUAUCUGGACCCAAAUGGGUACAUGCAGGGACCGUUUACGGGCACCGCGAUGCAGGCAUGGUAUGAACAGCAGUACUUGUACGCGGAUCUAUUAAUACGCCGCGAAGAAGACACGCAGUUCAAGCCAUUGCAGAUAAUGUUGGCGGAGAUUGGCGAUGCCGCUAUGCCGUUCUUGGUCCCGCCACACCGCUACUUGGCGCGCAGGGAUCCGCCCUUGCCCAUGGCGCGCAACAAACCCGAGCUGGACGUCCAAGCUGGAGCUGCCUCCCCGUCUGUUUCGUCCUUGCGUGGCAUUGCGAGCCCAACUCAGGGCAUACAGACUCCUGUAUCCACACAGCAAGAGGCACCGGCAUCGCCCAACGAGCCGGAGCCUGCGCUCGCGUCGAAUCUGACUGCACAGGAUAUUGCGACGGCCAUGCGUGUCCUGACGCAACUGCGGUCGAUGAUGCCCAUGAAAGGCGCGAACGAAUCACAGAUUACGCACAUGAUGGAACAGGCGCUGUCUGCUGCGAUGCCACAUGCGAACGCAGCAGGGAUCAUUGAGAUGCAGGAAGCGAUGCGUGUGCAGAAUGACCAGUCGGCUGCAAAGCGAGAGUUUGAUACCCCAGCGUCAUCCGCGGAUGCGCGCGGACCUAUUGAUACCCCACAGAAAAAAACAGAAGCGACCCGUGAGACCAGUGUGCCGGAGGAGCCGGUGCGUGAGGCUGCACCGGAACCUGCGGCGCCAGCGCCGCUUGUUGAAGCGAAAGUGCCUGAAAAACAACCCAAGCGUGCCGUCAAGGCCGCAGAAAAAGAAGCGCGCGCACAAGCGCUGAAAAGGCAGCCAGAGCGCGAGACUGAGCAUGAAACGCAUGACGCGUUUCAGAGUGCGCCUGCAGAGACUCCGCAUAAGCCAGAGCCCAAGGUUGCGCCUUGGGCUGCGUCUCCAGAUGGCGCCACACACCCAAAAAACGCCCCGAGUCUCCGCGAAAUUAUGGAGGCCGGGGAGCGUGAGCGUGCUGCUCGGAUUGCAACAGAAAAAGCGGGUGCUUCUGCUCGUCUUGCGCAAGGAAUGCAGUCACAGACGCCGCCGCCCACGAUUCCUGCGGCCAGCUCGCCUUUUAACGCACCCUCCUGGAAUGUGCUUGUCAAGGCCGCAGCGCCGAAAUCCCUCGCUCAAAUCCAGCGCGAGGAGGCGGCGCUUGCCCAGCGUGCCAAGGCAGCACAAGCGCCACGCACUGCCGCCUAUAGCAGCUCAGCAGCGCGCGGUGCAGACUCUGUGCGUGUGCACAACGAACCAUGGGCAAAGGUAGGUGCGCACGGCAAAGUCACUACUGCACCGCCGAUCAAGGUUGUGCACAAGACCAUGGCUGAGACUCCAGCACCAGCGCCAGUGCCAGCGCGAGUGCCAGCGCCAGCGCCAGCAUCAGUGCCACAGACAUGGGAAGGCGAUGGAUGGAUGACAAAGAAGAGCAAAGGGCAGGCGCGCCGCGAUGCAUUGAGCACAAUGAACGACGCAAUUCCACGCCCCACUGGAUCUGCGGCGGGAAAUAUAGUUGCGCGCGAACAAGCCUCGUCUUCCAAGCCACUCCCUCCGAGUCCCGAGUUUUUGCACUUUUGCCGCGAGCAGCUGCAAGGACUGAGCGCAAACAUUGACGACUUUAUCGACAUGCUCUUGUCUUUUCCGCUCAAUUCGACACCGGACGUGGAAGAGAUUAUUGCAGAGACCGUGUAUGCAAGCAGCAGCACGCUCGACGGCAGACGCUUUGCCGCGACAUUUCUGAAGCGCCGCAAGGAAGAUGCGUUCCGUGCAGUGGCCGUGUAA